Molecule: messenger RNA, 595 nt
Organism: Achroia grisella
Lineage: Eukaryota; Metazoa; Arthropoda; Insecta; Lepidoptera; Pyralidae
Exons: 5
Coding region: 129-587 (152 amino acids)
Source: RefSeq, a predicted model, not a curated record
GCAAAUUUAGUUUAUGUCGCUUUGAAAUAAGAAAUGAAAUUAUUAUUUAUUUUGUAUGUGCUUUGAGCACAAGUCGAAAAGUGCAAAAUUUAAUUUAUAGUGUAGGACUGUAGAAAUGAGUUUAAAUAAUGUCGUCCGUAAAGAAUAUUGAAACAUAUUUUAAAUUGCCGUUCCAUCAAGAAACUACUUCUAAUGAAUUCUAUAUCCACUUAAAUUUAAAGGAAUUGGCAGACAAGUGUGAGCUGAAUAAGGAUACUGUAUUUAGGUGCAGAACUAUAGGCAUCCUACAGAGUGUUAAUGGAAAAUUUAUGUUGAAUGAGUUGACAACACCUGUAAAUACUUCUGAUGCUCCGAUUGAGUUAUCAGCCAUAUACCUUAAGACUCCACCUCCAUCGACGGUGAUCCCAUAUCCAGUCCAAGUGUUUGGGACAGUGCAGUGGGAACACAAACCAAUGUUAUUCGCUAAAUUUAUACAAAUCCUUCACGCUGCAAUGGCGUUACGAAUGAAAGAAGCCUGCAAAUCUAUAACUGACGCACAUUUAGCUACUCAUAGGAAUGAGGAUGGCUAUUUUGAAAGUGAUAGAUAACUUUAUUC